AUGUACUCCGCCGGCUACAACUUUGGCAACAAUGCUGCUCCCUCUUUCAACAACCCUGCCCCACAGCAGCAAUCUGGAGCCCAGCCAGCCGCUCAACAGAUGAUGUAUAACCAGCAGCAGCAGUUCGCCGGUAUGGCUCCGCAGGGAGGCUUUAACCCCGGCGCGAAUCCUCAAAUGAUGACCGGUGGUCCUGGAGGUAUGAUGCCGAACGCAGGUAUGCAACAUAUGGCUGCCAAUGGUCAGAUGGCAGGAUUUCAGCAACAAUUCCCCGGUAAUCCGUACGGCCAAGUCGUUCCCUCCUCGGUCGCUCCCCAAAGCUUCGCGCCAAACUACAUGAUGGGCGGAGGCAUGCAAGGCUUUCCGAUGAACCAGGGCGGUAUGCCUCAACAACCUCAUAUGAUGCAGCGAAUGCAACAGCAACAACAACAGCAGCAGCAAGCGCAGGCACAGGCGCAACAACAACAACAGCAGCAGCAAGCUGCCAACGCUGCCGGUAUGGGUCAGGUCUCUACUCCACAGAGACCCCCGAGCGCCGUACAAGGGACACCAAACAAUGCCUUGCCAUCUCAACAGGGUCAAUUCCCGACUUCUCAGCCUCCAUCUCAGAGCCAAACUCCUACAAACCAUCAGCAGCAGCAACAACAACAAUCGCAACCUCCACAACUACAGCAGCAGCAACUCCAGCAACCACAGGGGCAAAUGCAGGGACAGGUGCAGCAACAACAACCGCCCUCGGCUGGUUUAACAACACCUCAGACUCCGACUUUCUCCUCAAAUCAGGGACAAGCCGUGAAUGGCAGCUCAUCAGCCGCUGUACCGCUAAGUCCUGGAACGGAAUCUCGAGACAAGGAGCGUUUCGCCUUGCUAUUGGACAUCAACCAUGAACUACUCUACGAAUCGAUUCAAAUCCAGGCGACACAACAGGAGCUGAAGAAGGAAAGUGCUGCGGCUGGAAAUCCGGGGGACAAGAAAGAAGAGGAAACGCAGCUACAGCACGAUUAUCUCCAAUGCAUGAGACGAUUGCAGGCAAACUUGUCUUAUAUGGCGGCACUUGCAGAUCGAAAGCCUGAGGUUAAAGUUCCACCUUGUCCAGCAUAUCUUAGUGCACCAUCCCUGAAUCUUUCUACCAAACUCCGAGCUCCAGCCAUAGGGGGACCUGAAGGCACAGAGAACAGUAUCGACCCAGUGGCAGAUCGCGAAGAGCGAAACAAUAGCAUCAAGGAUCUUUACUCGAGAUUGCAAGCCGCCUUUCCUGGCUUUGAUCCCAAGAAAGAACCCACUUUCCGUGCGAAUACACAAGGUGGACAAAAGCCUGGCAACUUGAUGGGAAACCAGGCCAGUCCCACAGCUCAAAGGACACCAAAGAUCACAAAUAUGGGGGCGCCUCCAAUGCCAUAG
This is a messenger RNA of Fusarium venenatum, 1398 nucleotides long. RefSeq lists its product as uncharacterized. The record is from RefSeq and is a predicted model, not a curated record. Lineage: Eukaryota; Fungi; Ascomycota; Sordariomycetes; Hypocreales; Nectriaceae.